AAAAAAAAAAGUUACUAGACAAAUGAGAAUGUUUCACAAGUACUCUUUUGUUCUUCAACUAUUUUGUGUUCUUUUCAUCUCUAUGCUUCCGCUAAAUGUAACAUCAUCGCCAACAGCUGAAGCCGAAGCUCUUGUGAAAUGGAAGAACAGUUUAGUACCAUCUUCCUCACUCGAGUCGUGGUCAAUAAAGAACGUUGAAAGCCUUUGUGACUGGACUGGCAUUGCCUGCAAUACUGCAGGAACAAUAUCAGUGCUCAAUCUUUCGGGUCGAGGACUCAAUGGAACACUUGCUCAUUUUAAUUUCUCUGCAUUUUUAAAUCUCAGUUUCUUGGACUUGAGCAGCAACUUAUUUUCAGGGAGUGUACCGGGAGAGAUUGGAAGUCUAGAACAACUUCAGCAUUUGAACCUUUUUGAUAACUAUUUUAGUGGGACUAUUCCUUACCAAAUUAGUCAUCUUCAGAAGUUGCAAUAUUUAGACUUGGGAUCAAACAACUUUGUUGAUCCUGAGUGGUCCGCGUUUUUGGACAUGCCAUAUUUGAGACACCUCGGCUUAUGCUACAAUCAACUGGCUUCACAAUUCCCAUCCUUUGUAAGUAGCUCUGUUAACUUAAGUUUUCUUGAUCUGUCGUUGAAUAAGAUGAAAGGGUCUCUACCUCAUUCAGUGUUUACCAAUCUGGCUAAUGUCGAAUUUCUUAACCUUACUGAUAAUUUAUUUGAAGGGCCACUGCCAGGAAAUAUUUUCAAGCUUUCUAAGCUAAAAGCACUUCAUCUCGGAAGGAAUAACUUUUCAGGGUCUAUUCCUGAUGGUAUAGGUCUUUUACAUGAUCUUGUAGUUCUUGAAUUGUAUAACAAUUCAUUUAGGGGACAUAUUCCUUCAUCUAUAGGUCAACUUAGGGAGCUUCAAAAACUUGAUCUCAGUCAAAAUUAUUUGAACUCUAGUAUUCCUCCUGAGAUUGGAAUGUGCACCAAGCUUAAGUUCUUAGCUCUAGCUGUGAAUUCUCUUACUGGGAGUUUGCCUUUGUCUUUCUCGAAUCUUACACAGAUUUCUGAACUUGGCCUAUCAGAUAAUAUUUUAUCCGGUGAGCUCUCACCUCAUAUCGUCAGCAGGUGGACUGAGUUAACAUCACUGCAGGUUCAAAACAAUACCUUCAGUGGUAGUAUUCCUCCUGAAAUUGGCAUGUUAACAAAUCUCAGUUACCUUUUUAUGUAUAAUAAUAAGCUCACAGGAUCAAUUCCUGGAGAGAUUGGGAAGUUAGACAAGCUUCUGAGACUAGAUUUGUCAGGAAACCAUUUAGCCGGCUCAAUCCCAUCAACAAUCGGGAACCUGACCAAAUUGGAAAUCUUGCAUUUGCACACCAAUAAUCUUAGAGGAACUAUUCCACUUGAGACUGGAAACUUAAAACUGCUGACAAUUCUUAAUCUUGCGGAUAACCAGUUGUAUGGAGAGGUGCCAGAAGGACUCUGUAGUGGUUUGGCUCUUGAAAUAUUUGUAUUAAGUGGAAAUAACUUUUCAGGAACUUUGCCUACGUGCCUGAAAAACUGCUCCAAACUAAGUAAAGUUCGUCUAGACAGGAACCAAUUCUCGGGCAAUGUUUCUGAAGCGUUUGGUGUUCAUCCAAAUCUUGACUUCAUGUCUUUGAGUGACAAUAAGUUUACAGGGGAAUUUCCUACAACAAUUUGCAAUUCGGCAUCCCUUGACAUUCUUGAUUUGUCAAGUAACAACUUAAGCGGUGCACUUCCACAUUGUUUGGGAGAAAGUAACAUUAAUCUCUCUAUACUGGAUCUCCACAAGAACCAAUUACAAGGAUCAAUACCUCCAACCUUCACAAAGAGCUGCCGACUGAAGACUUUUAACAUAAACAGCAAUGGCUUUGAGGGGUCGAUACCCCUAGCAUUGGCCAACUGUAAGCAGCUAAAGAUCUUUGAUCUUGGAAAAAACAACAUAAGUGACACAAUUUCCCCAUGGUUAGUUACUCUUCCAGAACUACAAAUUCUUGUCUUACGAUCAAAUAGACUUUAUGGAAAUUUGAGCUUUAGCAACAUAGCACAUCCAUUCCCCAUGUUGCGUAUCAUGGAUCUUUCUCACAAUCAAUUCAGUGGCAACCUACCUACCAAUUUCUUUGACCAUUUUAAAGUUAUGGUGAAUUUAGAUAAACUGGUUGACAUUAAUAUAACAAAGCAGGGGUCAUAUUACGAGGCCUCUGUUUCGUUAAUUGUCAAAGGGCUGGAGGUUGAAGUAAAAAAGAUUCUUAAUAUCUACACAAGUAUUGAUUUAUCAAAUAACAAGUUCAAUGGAGAAGUUCCAGAGAUUUUGGGCGAACUUAAAUCACUCCGGUUGCUCAACCUAUCUCAUAACAGCCUUACAGGAAAUAUCCCAUCCUUGCUGGGAAACAUACUUCAGCUUGAAUCUUUAGAUUUGUCUUCAAACCAACUGACAGGAAGAAUUUCUUGGCAAUUGACUAGUCUGACAUUUCUUUCAACCUUGAACUUUUCUGAAAACAAUCUUUCCGGAGAAAUUCCACAAGGAUGGCAAUUCAACACUUUCAGUAACGACUCGUUCAUGGGUAACUUGGCCUUAUGUGGAGUUCCUCUGACGAAGAAAUGUAAAAAUGAUGAGUCGCCAACACAAGAAGUUGAGAAUGAUAAUCCUCUUGGUGAUGAUGAUAAUUGGUUCGAAUGGGAUGUGAUCCUCAUGGGGUAUGGAUGUGGAUUUGUAGGCGGAUUGUCCACAGGAUACAUUAUUUUCACAACUGAAAAGCCUAGACGGUUUGUGAGGUUCGUCAUAGGAUCUCAGAAUAAGUUGAUCCGAAGAUCAACAAAGAGCAGAAUAAAUUCACCGUUUUAAUGUUAUCUGCUCUGAAUCACGCUAUAUAACAUGUAAAUAUUCGAUAUGCAAACUUGUGCAGUAAUUCGUGUUCUACUUUAUAAUAUGCA
Daucus carota subsp. sativus is the source of this 2934-nucleotide messenger RNA. RefSeq names its product receptor-like protein 33. NCBI's taxonomy places the organism in Eukaryota, Viridiplantae, Streptophyta, Magnoliopsida, Apiales, Apiaceae. The record is from RefSeq and is a predicted model, not a curated record. Gene Ontology annotation, molecular function: protein binding. The transcript is spliced from 2 exons. The coding region runs from base 23 to 2845 and encodes 940 amino acids.